Molecule: messenger RNA, 3028 nt
Organism: Brachypodium distachyon (stiff brome)
Lineage: Eukaryota; Viridiplantae; Streptophyta; Magnoliopsida; Poales; Poaceae
Exons: 8
Coding region: 1666-2910 (414 amino acids)
Source: RefSeq, a predicted model, not a curated record
GCUGCUCAGGCGGAGGAGAGGACCAGCUCCGAGCGUGCAGCCUGGGAGGGCUCCGACGUAACCCCGGCGAACAUCGAGUGGCUCCGCCGCUCCCGGCGAGUCCCGGAGGAGGUCGAGUGCCGGGUUCCCGGCGGAGAAAUCGUGCCGACCCCCGAAGCCAGUGAGUGCGUCGUCUUCCUCUCGCACUUCGAGUGUGGUUUUGCUCUCCCCGCUAGCGAUUUCUUUAGAACUUUUCUAGAUUUCAUUGGCCUCCAGCCGCACCAUCUUCCGGUGAAUGCCAUUCUCACCCUCUCGGCAUUCGUCACCUGCUGUGAGGGUUAUCUCGGCCUCUGGCCAUCCAUCAACCUAUGGUCCCGAUACUUCAUGUUCCGGCCACAAGUUCUCCCGGACAAAUAUAAUCCUGGCGCCGCAAAGCCGAUGACCCAAUGCGGCGCCGCCACCAUCGUCCCUCGCCGUAACUCGGCAUUCCCAAGGAUCCAGGGUCUUGAGUCAUGUAAAAAAUGCCUCAAGACCUUUUUUUAUGUCAAAAACAUCUCUUCGGACGAUAAGAUCAACCUGCCGGGGUUCGAAGUCGCCCCCGGAAGAGAAGAGGAACUGGUCCUUCGAUCCUAAGGAGACCAAUCCGGAGGUCAACGAGAUCCAUACCGCCAUCCUCGAGCUCAAGGAGGAGGGGAUGACGGCCGACGAUCUCCUGGCGACGUUUAUGUACCGGCGGCUGUGCCCGCUCCAGCGCCGGUUACACAAAAUGUGCUUCUACAGCGGUUAGCUUGACCUGGACCGAGUGUCUACAGUCCAGCUUAACCAGGUUGAAGUCCGGCGCUGGGUCAAAGCGAUUGCAAAGACCAGCCUGCCGGAGCAGUGGAGCUGGGGUAUGCCGACGUACAACCGGAAGCAUCGAGCGCCCCCGAGGUUCGCCCAUCAAGGGAAUGAAGACGGGAGAUCCCCGGACAAACGCUUUGUGGCCCCGCGCCUGACCAUCGACCAUGAAGAUCCGGAUUCGGAGGACUUCAUGCCGAUCGCUCAUGCCGGCCCCCGCCGUACGGAACCCGACUCGGGCGCCGACUCGGGAGAAACACGCUGUCUCAAAGAAGCGCGCCGCCGAGAAGGACCUUUCGCAGAAUAUGAAGCGAAAGAAGGCUGCGACUCGGCCCCAAGCCCAAACCCUUGGUUGUCGGGGAGGCUUUGGCGGCCACACAAUCUCAGACGUGUACCGCGUCUGAGAUUCCGGUGGCUCGUUCUUCCCGCGCCGAGGCCUCAAACCCGGCCGCGGGCGGGACUGAGACCACCGUGGAUCCGACAUCCCCCUCUCGGGAUGUCGGUCCAAGCGCCGACGCCACGGUCGUCGGUCAGUCCGAGACUCCUGCGGCCGGGGUCUCGGCAACCGAGGCUGCAGUCGAGGCAGCCCCCUCCUCGGCCGCAGUCGAAACAACAGCGGAGCCGCCGGCCUUCGAGACGCCGCAAGAGCCGGCGACGGGUCCUCAGGAAUCCCAAGAGCCGCAGCCAACUCCAACGCCACCUCCAUCUCUGUCGCGGCCAAAAGAGGAUGCCCAAGUUGCUGCUACCCGGGCCGCGAAGGCUAAAGGCCCUGCUGCCGCAGCAGGGUCAACGGCUCCGGGAUCCCCUGGCCCGCAUCAUUCCGGCCAGCAGCAGGAGGUUCCACUCCGGAUGUCCAGCGGACAGAGCUGGGGGUCAUUGGGCCAGUCCGUCAUGGACUGGAACAGCGCCGACCACUACGAGGUGAAUUCCAGCAUCUUGCAGUUGGCGCGGCCGAGCCCUUUGGUGGGGGCUCCCCCGGCAGCGACUCCGGAGUCGGUGUCGGCACGAAUGUACCAGGCCCGGGUGGCCUUGUUCGAGACGAGCCGAGCUACCGAGCUUUGCAUGAACAAGCACACUGCAGUCUUUAAGGGGCUGUUGGGCAAGUAUAAGAAGCUGGCGGCAUCGCACGAGGCCCUGAAGGCUGAGCGCGAGAGCCAGAUGGCAGAGCUGCUAAAGCGUGUCGCCGAGGUUCAAGAUGAGAAGACUCGGCUGGUCGAUCAGCACCGGGAAGAAAUUACCCGGCUGCAACCGCAGAUCGCGGUGCAGGCUAAGGCGCACCAGACCGAGGCGAACCAACUCACCUCGGCCCUCUCUUCGCAGGCCGAUGAGAAAAUCCGCCUGGAAGACGAGGUGAAGAAGGGCAAGGCGCUCGCUGCCCAGCUCGAGACUCGCGCCACCUCCGCCAAGUUGGAGGAUGCCGAGAAGGCCGCCCUGCUCAAGGUCGUCUGGCGUGACAUCGUCAAGAUCGAUAGCAUGCUGACGAAGUUCUUCCCCACAUCUGUUGAGCAUGCUCAAGAGACCGUGAAGAUCGCUUGCCGGAAGAGGGAUCCGGCAGUAGCGGCGGGGGAGCCCUUCGAAUGGGACUUGGUGGACCACCUGGUGAGCAUCGCGAUCCGGGUGAAGCCACUCAAGUCGUUGGGCGUCGACAUGCUGAACGCCGGUAUCCGAGCCUUGCGCGCGCUGUGGCCGGGAGAAGAAGCUCCUACGGAUAGUCCGGACCUGGCGAAGCGCCUGAUGGAGACGGAGUCCCGGCUGAACGACUGGAGGGAGUCGGCUGCGCGCAUCGGCACCGAUGAGGCGUUGUCGUUUGUAUUGUCAUGGUACGAUGUCAUUAACCUCGACGUGUUGCAGUUGAUGCGGGCCAGCUCCCCAUAUCUGACGGAUCCGGAGUUGGUGGCCAAGCGCAAGGAGCGGGCCUACUCCUUCAUUCAGUAUGCCGACGUGCAUACGUUUGUAGAAGGCCCAACAUCUGAAGCCGAAGCCGAGAUGACGGACGACGACGAAGAAGCAGCGGACAAAGAAGCCGUUGUGGAGUUGGCUUCCACUACGGCGGAUGCGCUGAGUUCCGUCGCCAACCCCUCUGUCUCUUCCUAGCUUAGGAAUAACUUUUAGAAAAAUUAGAUCCCCGGAAUGCUGGGUGCAAAUGUAAUCGACAUACUCUUGUUUGCCAAGUAUUAUGCUCCUCAUUUAAUUAAGUCUUUUGUUUAUCAAA